GGAUAUGACUUGGAAACAAAAAAUCUAGAAGAAAAAAUACAAUGUUUGUUGCUCGCCGUCUUCAUCUUUCCUGCAAAUAUGGUGCUGCAAAUAUUCUCAGAGGGAAAAGGGUUCAAUCAUUCAAUUACAGUAAAUCAACAAAACGGAGCAGUGGAAAGACAUAUGUUAACCCUCAGCUGCUUAUAGGAACUCAAACUUAUCCACGCUCACGUCUUCGUUAUGCUGCUCCAGCUCUUGUGCUUGGGUUUACUGGAUUCAUCGGGUUUCUUCAUUACAACGACGAAAGGAGAGCUGUUCCUAAAGGUAUAACAAGCAGCAAUAGCGGUUGUGGUUGUGGUUCUAAUACAACUGUCAAAGGUCCGAUCAUCGGAGGUCCAUUCACGCUUAUGAGUACACAAAACAAGAUUGUCACUGAGAAAGAGUUUUGUGGUCAAUGGGUUCUGCUCUACUUUGGAUACUCGUUUUCCCCCGAUGUUGGACCCGAGCAGUUGAAAAUGAUGUCCACAGCAGUUCAUCGACUAGAGUCUAAUCAUGACCAGAAGAUUCUCCCUGUCUUUGUCACUCUUGACCCUCUACGAGAUACACCUUUUCAUCUCCAUGCCUACUUGAAAGAAUUUGACAGUAGGAUACUUGGACUGACUGGAUCUGCAAGUGCAAUUAGGCAAAUGGCGCAAGAGUAUCGUGUUUAUUUCAAGAAGGUCCAAGAAGAUGGUGACGAUUAUCUCGUUGGUACUUGUCACAACAUGUACUUGUUGAAUCCGAAGAUGGAGGUUGUCAGAUGCUUUGGGGUUGAGUAUAAUCCAGCUGACCUCUCACGAGAGGUUCUUAAAGAAGUUACUUCCGUUUCAUAGUGACACAUUUUGAGAAAACCCAAAGAGAGCUGUUCACAGAAAGAAACCUCUAAAAUAUUUUGAAUAUUUUGGUCGGUCGAACUUUUGUUGUCUCCGUUUCUCUAGAGAAUAACGAUUUUUUAAUGGUUACUGAUUUAGUGUCUUUUAUAAGUUUUAAUAAAUUAAUAUGAAGUUUUACUAAAUUAAUUGAUAAACAAAUUAGAAGUUUAGAACGUUGACCAUAUACCAUGAAAGAUAAUUUAACAUACAUUAAUACAAAUGUAGAAUAUAGUUAGAAAUUUUAAAACAACAUUAAAGAGUAAAGACUUCAGAUUAUAGAACAUUUACCGAAAAACUCAAUAUUUUUCGUACAAGUUUACACAUAAAUUUUGAAAAAAAUAAAAAUUAUGACGAUAUUUGUUUAAUUCAUAGUUGCAUCAUGCACUAAUAUAUGAUGAUGGUCAAAGAGGUUUGAAACUUUUGUUGUCUACGUUUUCUCUACAAAAUAGAGAUUUUGUAGUGGCUAGUCCAAUAAUUUAUUGACUAUAUGAAGUUUUACUUAAUUAAUUGAGAAAAAUUAGAACGGUGUCCAUGUACCAUGAAACAUAGUUUAACAUAAUUAAUACAAAUAUAGAAUGUGAUUAGAAAUUUUAAAACAACACUGAAGUAUAUGUUUCAGAAUAUAAAGUAUUUACAGAAAACUCAAUAUUUUCA
This is a messenger RNA of Brassica napus (rape), 1544 nucleotides long. Its product is annotated as protein SCO1 homolog 2, mitochondrial. Bases 42 to 851 code for a protein of 269 amino acids. The record is from RefSeq and is a predicted model, not a curated record. The transcript has 7 exons. Gene Ontology annotation, biological process: mitochondrial respiratory chain complex IV assembly. Lineage: Eukaryota; Viridiplantae; Streptophyta; Magnoliopsida; Brassicales; Brassicaceae.